AGGAAGGGGCUCGGGCAUCGGGCUGGUAAAUAAACUCCGCGAUGAUUUCCCUGCCUUGCGCCGGCCCAGGUGCCCGCCGCGCUCCUGCCUCCCCGCUGCCGCCGGCGAGGAUGACCUGACGGGGAUGUGAUCGCAGCCCCCAUCCCACCUUUUCUUUUCGCCCCCUCCCUCUCUCUCUAUAUAUAUACAUACGUGUGUGUAUAUAUAUAAAUACAUAAAGAAAUCGGUUUUGGGGGGGAGGGGCGGGGAGCUCGGAUCAUGGCCCUGGGGCUCCCGGGGCUUGCGCCGCCGAUCUGCAGCUCUCCUCCGGGGCCCGGCGGUGACCAUGGGGCUGAAGGCACGGCGCGGCGCGGCGGGCGGUAGCGCUGCCGGCGGGGCGGCGGCGGCGGCGGGGCGGCGGGCGGCGGCGGCGGCGGCGGGCGGCGGUGGCGACCCCGAGCAGGGCUCGCUGGCCCUGGGCACCGGUGCGGACCGCGACGGGACGCUGCUGCUGGAGGGCGGCGGGAAGGAGGAGGGCGGCAAGCGGAGCCCGCCGGGGCUGGGGCUGCUGGCGAAGACCCCCUUGAGCCGCCCGGUGAAGCGGAACCACGCCAAGUACCGCCGCAUCCAAACUUUGAUCUACGACGCCCUGGAACGGCCCCGAGGCUGGGCGCUGCUCUAUCACGCCUUCGUGUUUCUGAUUGUCUUGGGGUGUUUGAUCUUAGCUGUCCUGACAACUUUCAAGGAGUAUGAAACUGUUUCGGGAGACUGGCUCCUCUUGCUGGAAACUUUUGCCAUUUUCAUCUUUGGAGCAGAGUUUGCCUUAAGAAUCUGGGCUGCUGGGUGUUGCUGUCGCUACAAAGGAUGGAGGGGGAGACUGAAAUUUGCCAGGAAGCCUUUGUGUAUGCUGGAUAUCUUUGUGCUGAUUGCUUCGGUGCCAGUGGUUGCGGUUGGGAACCAGGGCAAUGUUCUGGCCACAUCUCUCAGAAGCCUCCGCUUCCUUCAGAUCCUACGGAUGCUCCGAAUGGAUAGGCGGGGAGGCACAUGGAAACUUUUAGGAUCAGCCAUUUGUGCACAUAGCAAAGAGCUCAUCACUGCUUGGUACAUCGGGUUCCUGACGCUCAUCCUAUCCUCAUUUCUUGUUUAUCUGGUUGAAAAAGAUGUUCCUGAAAAGGAUGCUAAUGGGGUGGAGAUGAAGGAAGAGUUUGAAACUUAUGCAGAUGCACUGUGGUGGGGGCUGAUCACCCUCGCUACGAUUGGGUAUGGCGACAAGACCCCCAAAACGUGGGAGGGACGGCUGAUUGCAGCUACUUUCUCUCUCAUUGGAGUGUCUUUCUUUGCUCUUCCUGCAGGCAUUUUGGGCUCAGGGCUGGCACUGAAGGUCCAGGAGCAACAUCGUCAAAAGCAUUUUGAGAAAAGAAGAAAGCCAGCAGCUGAACUCAUCCAGGCUGCCUGGAGGUACUACGCCACUAACCCCAACAGGAUUGAUCUAGUUGCUACCUGGAGGUUUUAUGAAUCAAUUGUGUCAUUUCCAUUUUUUAGGAAAGAGCAAUUGGAUGGCACUGCCAGUAAUGUCAUGUUUAGUAGGGAGUCAUUCUUUGGAUCAAGCCUCACAAGAAAACUUAGCCAAAAGCUGGGUCUCUUGGAUCGGGUUCGUGGUACCAAUACUAAAGGAAAGCUAUUUACCCCUCUGAAUGUAGAUGCCAUUGAAGAAAGUCCUUCAAAAGAGCCUAAGAAUGUUGUCUUGAAUAAUAAGGAACGUUUUCGCACUGCAUUCCGAAUGAAAGCGUACGCUUUUUGGCAAAGCUCAGAAGAUGCAGGAACAGGUGAACCCAUGGCAGAAGAGAGAGGCGACGGUAGCGACUUCCUUAUGGAAGAUAUGAUUCCCACAUUCAAGACAGCCAUCCGAGCUGUCAGAAUACUACAGUUUCGUCUGUAUAAAAAAAAAUUCAAGGAGACUUUGAGGCCUUAUGAUGUAAAGGAUGUGAUAGAGCAAUACUCAGCAGGGCAUCUUGAUAUGCUUUCCAGAAUAAAAUAUCUUCAGGCAAGAGUAGAUAUGAUUUUUACACCUGGACCUCCAUCUACUCCCAAGCAUAAGAAAUCUCAAAAGGGAGGAGCUUUUUCUUACCCUUCACAACAGUCUCCCAGAAAUGAUCCAUAUGUAGCCAAAGCAUCUACAGCAGAUACUGAAGACCAAAGUAUGAUGGGCAAAUUUGUUAAAGUUGAAAGACAGGUUAAUGACAUGGGGAAGAAACUGGAUUUUCUUGUUGAUAUGCAUAUGCAUCAUAUGGAGCAGCUGCAAAUACAGGUUGCUGAGAUAAGUCCAUUGAAAGAAACUGCUUCUCCUGCAAAGGAGAGGAGAGAAGAAAACAAAUAUUCUGAAUUAAAAACAAUAAUAUAUAAAUACACUGAGCAGAGUGCUCAUGAAACUCCGUACAACUUCCAACAGGUUCCAGUCAACAAAGUCAGUCCUUAUGGCUUCUCAGCACACGGUCAUAUGACUCAUUCACAACCUGUAUCAAUAGGUGGGCAAAACUCUGGCAAACUGCAAGCCACACCUUCCUCAACUUCAUAUGCAGAAAGGCCAACAGUUCUGCCUAUAUUUACAUUGAUGGACUCCCAGGUUAGCUACCACUCUCAAGGAGACCUACAAAGCCCUUACUCGGAUAAGGUGUCUCCAAGGCAGAGAAGGAGCUUAACAAGAGACAGUGAUACUCCAUUGUCCCUUCUCUCCGUCAACCAUGAGGAACUUGAGCGCUCCCCAAGUGGCUUCAGUAUCUCCCAAGACAAAGACGACUUCCCGUUUGGCCCCAACGGGGGAUCGGCAUGGAUGAGAGAGAAACGCUACCUAGCAGAGGGGGAAACGGACACAGACACCGACCCUUUCACACCAAGUGGCUCCAUGCCUUUGUCUUCUACAGGAGAUGGGAUUUCAGAUUCAAUAUGGACCCCUUCAAAUAAGCCAGUUUAAAAGUGCGUGUGGGGGCAGUCACUGGUUGACUUCUCCAUGUAAUGUAAGCAUACUUUGUAUAUCUCACUUACUCUACACCCAAAGCUUACUAGUUCAAAACACCAAUGGCUGCAUAAGAUGCAUGUGAUAUUAGUGGUAGUCAUUCUGCACCAUUUCAUACAAUUUACUAAUGCAGUUUUUUUCAUGCUACCAAAACUAAGGAGCUUAGUUUUGAGCAUGGUUUGCAUGACUUUACCCUAUAUAAAUGGUACAGCUGAUUUCUUCUAUGAUACAUAUCUAUCUGAUACUCUUCAAUACAACAAUGGUGAUUUGAUAACAGGCAAGAUAUGGUGGUCCUUGCUAUAGUUUGCAAACAGAGCAGCAAAGUGAAAAUAUUUUUAGGAGCAAUAUCUCUUUGUGGAAACAUGACAUCUGAAUCCAUUUCUGAUACAAGUAAAUCAAUCUCUAGUCAACCUAUCCAAGAACAUCUAAUAUUCAAAGCAGGGAUAAAGCUGAGUCAAAGUUAAUGACCUUAAUGAAAUGGUUUUGUGAACUGAAUGUUUCUCGUGAUCAUUUAUACAACUACCCAUGAAAUACAAUGUCAAAGUGAGAUUAAGGGUAGAAUUUAAAAUCAUUGAUGCCACCUCCUGGGAUUGAUCAUGGGUAUUUAUUGUAAAAUGUAAAUAUAAAUCUCUUAAACUACUUUGAAAAUCUUCAUUAGCAUUUAUAAAAUCCAUGAAUGUGUGCCAUCUUUGGGAUCAAUGUACAAAUAGAUAAAUAUCAUUUUGUCACCUAUCCCUGAGCAACACAGAGAUAAGUAUGCUCCCUAGGGCUUCAUCCAAAUAUUUUUUCAUGGGAACUAGAAAUUGUGUUGAAAGAGAGCAGGAAAACAAUAUAACCCACUGAUAACAGGGCAGAAAUGAAUCAAAGAUCUCACCACUACAAUGGGAAUGUAGUAUCUAUACAGCUAGUAAAACUAGCCUGUCCAAAUAACCUAUGCAGGACUUACCUGGUGUCAGUCCAGAUGUGCAUGAAAUAUUGUCCAUUUGAUGUCAAGUUUGAUGGCUACCAACUCUUUACAGCUAACAGAAAGCUAAUCAGUACGGUGGUGAGUACAGGGUACAAGAACCAAGGCACAAAUCAGCUGUAGGAUGAGAUUAAUCUCAUCUUUAACUCAAUUAUCUACAAUGACCAAAUUUCAAAGGAGCAGAGGGGACUUGCAUAGAUGUCAACUGAUCAAAGACACCCACCGUCAGUCCUGUUGAGGAUGACCCAUGUUACUCAACACAAUGGCUACAACGCCAUGGCUAGAGCACUGACCAACAAAGAUACAAGGAUUUGGCCCAUGUAAAAUGUUAGAAAGCGGACUUGAGAUAGUGACUGCUUGUAUUAUACUGCAGCUGCACAACUGAGCAUCCUUGGUAUAUCCAAUCAGAGCACAAGAUCUUGUAUCUCCAAGAAAGAGAUACAGACUUCCCAGUAUUUACUGGAUAUUGUACAGGCCUGGAUAGAAUGCACUCCAAUGGAAGAUACCUUGUUGGGUUUUGCCCACUUUAGUAAACAUCUUUGAUUCCUCACUACUGUUGACAUCUUAUAAGUCAUUCCAUCCAAGGAAACUUGAUUGUCUUCCAGAAGUAGUCAUUGCCUUCAUCUUCAUCAUUUAUUCUCUGCUUGAAGAGGCAUCUAAAGGAUUAGGAUCUUGCUUCAUCUGCUUCUUCAGCUAAAUUAUGAUACAUCAUUCUGGGACACAUCUUCAGUGAGAACAAAUUGCUGUGCAUACUUGAAUAAGUAGUGCAGACCUGUUACAGCAUUUGAAGUCCAGGCUGUGUCUGUGGAGCUGUUCUGAGGCAGCAACUAUAAUGACAUGAGGCACAAUUUUGGUAAUUACUUAAUUGACAAAAUAGCCAUUGACCUGAAAGAUUGUCUGUGCUUGGUGCAGUUUCAUGGCUAAAAUUGCAGAGAAUAGAACUAGCUGACAAAAGUGCAAUUCAUCAUCAUUUGGCUUAUUGAGAAGAAUUCCUUGACCAUCAGUGAUUCUUGCAAAUACCUGCAUUGAGCCUGCUGCAGGCUCGCUGAUGCAGUAAUACAUGUCUAUGGCCACUUAUAUGAUUUAACCCUCACCUGACAAACGAAAAAAAAAACCCAAAACUGAUUUUAACAUUGCUGGAGUUCAGAAAUUCAUGUAAGUAUGUGCUAGACAAACCCGCUUCACUUUUCUCAUAUGCCAGGUGCCUGGCAUUCCUCCUGAUUCCAUUUGAGCUUGGCCCUUCUUAAAAUGCUUUCUAGAUCUGAGCAAUCAAAAGUCAAGUCAGACAAAGCCCACUGAGAAAUCUGUGAGUAUCUUUGACAGGGACUAUGCCAUGGAGCUCCCUAUCCAAUUCCCCCUCAAGUUCUUCAGUUCAGGUUUCUAAUCUCUCCAAUGCCAGGUCAUAUAAAAGGAAUCUUUUCUCAGUAUUCAACCUUGCUGAAAAUCCAUAAAUCACCUCAUUAUAAAGUCACGUUUAUUCCAAGAGAAAAUCCAAGCAAGGGCAGAGACUUGGGUGAGUUCCCACCUGCACGCUGUGUGUAGCCUCAG
Pezoporus flaviventris is the source of this 5504-nucleotide messenger RNA. RefSeq names its product potassium voltage-gated channel subfamily Q member 3 (gene KCNQ3). The transcript is spliced from 16 exons. The coding region runs from base 326 to 2950 and encodes 874 amino acids. Gene Ontology annotation, cellular component: membrane. Gene Ontology annotation, biological process: potassium ion transport; transmembrane transport. NCBI's taxonomy places the organism in Eukaryota, Metazoa, Chordata, Aves, Psittaciformes, Psittacidae. Gene Ontology annotation, molecular function: voltage-gated potassium channel activity. The record is from RefSeq and is a predicted model, not a curated record.